AACCCACCUGGUCUCCGGACUCAAGUGUUAUCUGGAAUCGCCGUGGUUACGCCUUCGAACAAGGCCGGGAGCAUGUUCGAGGGAGGCUCUGGGGGAUCCGCGGCCAGCUUGGAGGGGCUGCGCAACGUUCUGCGGAACCGGACCGAGCGGGACAGCGCCCCGGUCGGGACCCUCCAUCUUACCACGACCAACGCUGUCGUCCCCGGGGACGACGAGUGUACCCUGCGCGGUCUGAACGAGCGCUUGUCCGGCUACCUGGGCAGAGUCAAGCAGCUGGAGAAGGACAACCGGCAGCUGACUGAAGAGAUCGAAGAGAUUUCAGUCAACAGGAAGACACUGGAGCACCGAGACUGGCAACAGCUUGAAAAGCCGCUGAAAUGCCUCAAAAAUCAGAUUAAGGAUCUCGCCAUGAAUAACGCCAAACUACUUCUCCAGAUUGCCAACACCAAACUGGCCAACGCUGACUUCCUGAACAAAUUCAGCGACGAAAUGAAGGCACGGAAGGUGAUUGAAGAAGACCUGUUUGAGCUGAAGAAGGACAUUGAGGACACCCAGCUGCGCAACGAGCAAAAGCAGAAGGAAAUUGAUCUGGUGAAGGAUGAACUGGCCGACUUUGAGCAGGACCACAAAAAUGCUGUGGACGACCUGCGAGAGAAGAUCGGGAACUUUGAGGUCUGUGUGGAAAUUGAAACUCCAAAUUCCAACUUUCUCGAGAUUGUCAACAACAUCCGCAGGCACUAUGACAAGCUUGCCACGAAGAACAUGAAAGAGACUGAGGAUUGCUACCAGACUAAGUUUGAAAAUAUCAAGUUGGAAGAGGCCCAGAACACUGAAGCGCUGCAAUCUGGAAAGACAGAGCUCAGAGGUCUGCUCAAGCAGAAACAAGAUCUGGAGAUCAAAAUUAGUGCUGGGCACAGCACGAUCCGCAAUCUAGAAGAAAACUUGAGAUUUGCCAAGCUGGAGAACAGUCAGCGGCUGGGUCCUCUCAAGCGAACGAUCUUGGACUUGGAGCAGCAGCUGAGGAAGGUGAGGGCGCACGUUCAGAACCAGCUGGAGAUGAACAAGGACGUGCUGUGCGCCAGGAUGAGACUGGAAGCAGAGAUCAUUGAGUACCAGAAGCUGAUUGUAGGCGAUGUUGACAGCUUGGAUUUUUCUUCAGACGACGCUCUGCCACAUGACCAGCAAAAGAGUGAUGGGGAAGUCUCUGAGGAGCAGGAAUCUGCGACAGAAGUUGUGACAACAGAAAAUAAAUCUGCAAAAGCUUUAACCAAGUCAGUUGAGGAAAGAUAAAAAAAAAAAAAAAAAAAAAAAGUGGCUCCUCUUCCUCCUCAUAGUUGUCUGAAGAGGAAGAAGCUCAAAAUAAUGGUUCCCUGCUGUCACAACAAUGAACCUGCAAAUUUAAAUUGUGAAUAAAAUAGACAUACUUGCUUUC
This is a messenger RNA of Syngnathoides biaculeatus (alligator pipefish), 1432 nucleotides long. RefSeq names its product keratin, type I cytoskeletal 18-like. The annotation marks the transcript as partial. Gene Ontology annotation, molecular function: structural molecule activity. The transcript has 8 exons. The record is from RefSeq and is a predicted model, not a curated record. Lineage: Eukaryota; Metazoa; Chordata; Actinopteri; Syngnathiformes; Syngnathidae.